Molecule: messenger RNA, 3942 nt
Organism: Lentinula edodes (shiitake mushroom)
Lineage: Eukaryota; Fungi; Basidiomycota; Agaricomycetes; Agaricales; Omphalotaceae
Product: RecF/RecN/SMC protein
Exons: 17
Coding region: 36-3641 (1201 amino acids)
Biological process (GO): mitotic sister chromatid cohesion
Cellular component (GO): chromosome
Molecular function (GO): ATP binding; double-stranded DNA binding; protein binding
Source: RefSeq, a predicted model, not a curated record
CACAAUCCCCCCUCAACUGUUGGAUCCCACGCGAAAUGUUCAUAAGAACGCUAACGAUACAGGGCUUCAAAUCCUACCGUGAUCAGGCUCAGAUUGAAGAAUUCUCACCGAAACACAACGUCGUGGUGGGCAGAAAUGGUUCUGGGAAAAGCAAUUUCUUCGCAGCCAUUCGAUUCGUCCUCUCCGAUGCCUAUACUUCCAUGACAAACGAAGAACGACAAUCUCUUCUGCAUGAGGGCGUCUCCGCGACCACAACACUUUCUGCAUACGUUGAAAUCGUCUUUGAUAAUUCUGAUCAACGCUUUCCAACUGGGAACGAUACCGUGAUCCUUCGCCGGACUGUAGGACUUAAGAAGGAUGAAUACUCCCUGGAUAAAAAAAGUACCAACAAGGCCGACGUUAUGAACUUAUUAGAAAGCGCAGGCUUUAGUAAAAGCAACCCUUAUUAUAUCGUGCCUCAAGGACGUAUCACUGCUCUUACUAAUGCUAAAGAUCACGAAAGACUUGCUUUGCUUAAGGAAGUUGCAGGAACUAAGGUGUAUGAGCAGCGUCGAGCCGAAUCAUUGAAAAUAAUGGCCGAAACAGACGCCAAACGUACCAAGAUUAGCGAACUCCUCGAAUAUAUCGAAUCGCGAUUAGAAGAGCUGGAGGAGGAGAAAGAAGAGCUAAAAGAGUUUCAGGAAAAAGACAAAGAGCGGCGCUGUCUGGAAUACGCUCUGUAUCAACGCGAGCUGCUAGAUGUAGGUGAAGCAUUGGAGGAAUUAGAAGAAGAGAGGAAGAGUGAAGUUCACGGAGCCAAUCUUCGUAGAGAAAAAUGGAACGAAAGAGAGAAAGAAGUUCAGAAUCUCGAAAGAGCCCUCUCCGAAGCGAAACACGAUCUCGAAGCCUUGUCUCUGGCUCGCCAGGACGUUCAAUCAGAAUUAACCGACUCAAUCCGAUCUCGUACUGAACUUCGAUGUGUUAUAGAUGACCUUCGCAACGCCGGUGUAAGGGAAGGAGGUAGACGCGUAAAUCUCGAGACAGAGCUUACCAAAAUCAAUUCCGACAUUGCUGACCGCCAGGGGGCUCUUGCUGUAUUGCUCCCUGAUUGGGAAACGCGUCGUGCCACUGAAGCCACCGAAAAACGCAAGCUCGAUGAGACAAAUGGACAGCUGCAGGCUCUAUACGCGAAAGCUGGACGCGCUACCCGAUUUCGAACCAAGGCCGAACGCGACAAGUUUUUAAAGCAAGAAAUUGAAUCUAUGAAAACCCAUCGUCAAACACAAGAACAUAAUCUACAGUUCAGUCGCUCUCAGAUUGAGGAGACUAAACGCUCUGUUGUCGAGCUCGACCAACAGAUCCUCGAUGUACAGAAGAAAAUUGAUGACGGUCGACAACGCGUCACAGAUCUAUCCGAGGAACAUUCCCGUCUACGAGAGCAGCACUCCAAAUUAAUCGAAGAACGCAAAGAUCUGUGGAGGGAAGACACAAAGUUAGAGAGCUUGGUCGGUCGGGCUGCAGAUGAGAUGCGAACAGCUGAGAGGCAGCUGGCUAGCAUGAUGGAUAAAGAUACUGGUAUGGGUCUGCGAGCCGUCGACAAAAUUGCAGAACGGCAUCGCCUUACAGGCGUGUAUGGUCCACUAUAUCGGUUGUUUGAAGUGACCGACCACAAGUUCAACAUUGCCAUCGAGCUCACUGCCGGAAACAGCCUGUUCCACGUUGUGGUUGACAGUGACGAAACCGCUUCCAAAGUUCUUGAUGUCAUGCUCCGAGAUAAGACGGGUCGAGUAACGUUCAUGCCUAUUAAUCGUCUUAAACCAAAGAAUCCACCGCUUCCCAACAAUGGCGACGCCAUCCCGAUUCUCGAUAAACUCCGCUACGACGAUGUUCACGCGAAGGCUUUCCAACAAGUAUUCGGAAAGACCUGCGUAUGUAAAGACCUCACCGUUGCCGCUGCAUACGUCAAGAGUCAUGGUAUCAACACUAUCACCCUCGAUGGCGACAAAGUUGAUAGGAAAGGUGCUCUGACCGGCGGAUUUCACGAUAUUCGACGUUCGAGGAUCGAAGCCAUCAAAGCUGUUACCUCUUGGCGAACAAAAUACGAAGAAGACACAAAAAAAUCGAAGGAGACCAAAACCGCCAUUGUCGAAUACGACCAGAAGAUCACUCAGCUUGCUGGGAAAAUGUCUGUGUUAAGUGCCCAACAAAACCAAAUCCGGGAAGCGAGAGAACGUCUCCUUGCGGAGGGUGUCAUGUUAACCAAGGAGAAAGAGAAACUUUCGGGUCGUUUAGUGAAGUUAGAGAUUGAUGUACAGGAACUAGAGGCAGAGCUUGCUUCCCUGCAUACAAAACACACUGGUUAUGAAGCCGAGCUCAAGACACCUAUGAUGCAGAGCCUUUCUGCUGAGGAACAAAAACUUAUCGAAACACUAGGUGUCGAAGUAGAGCAGAAAAGGCGAGAACUUGUGGAACUGGCCAAAUCCAAAACCUCCCUGGAAAGUAGAAAAAACGCUAUCGAAAUCGAAUUGAAUGAACGUCUUCUCCGUCGCCGAGAAGAGAUCCAGACGCGUAUUGACCUUUUAGCAGAGCCAGAAGCUAGUGAUACGGCAGACGACCUUGAAGCCCGAUUGAAAGAGCUCGAGUCCCUCGACCACGCUAUAACUUCUUGGACAAAGAGAAGUCAAAGCAUGGAAAAGGAGACCGACGAUAUUUCGAACAAAGUUCAAACCCUCAUAAAAUCGCUAGAGGAAGUACAAUCUCAGCAAUUGGAUGAUGGUCGGAACAUAACCAGGCAGCAAAAGGUCACUGAACGCUAUCUUGCCAAAAGACAAAUGCUGGUGGGGCGAAAGGAUGAAUGUAGUCGCAGUAUCCGAGAUCUAGGUGUACUGCCUGAGGAAGCAUUCGAAAAAUACACGAAUGAAAAACCUGACCGCCUUGUUCGCAAACUACACACCGUUAGCGAGGGGCUGAAAAAAUUUGCUCAUGUCAACAAGAAAGCUUUUGAACAGUAUAACAACUUUACCAAGCAGCGCGAUCAACUUUUGGAACGACGAGAAGAUCUGGAAAAUUCCGCUCAGUCGAUAGAAGAACUCGUAGAAGUCUUAGAUCAGCGAAAAGAUGAAGCUAUCGAGCGAACGUUCAAGCAGGUUGCAAGCAAUUUUGAAGAAGUGUUUGAGAAACUCGUUCCAGCAGGUCGCGGUCGCCUUAUCAUUCAACGUCGCAUUGACCAAGAUGAAGAUGCUGAAGAUGGAAAUGAAGCCCAAGCUAGUUCUAUUGAUAAUUACACCGGCGUAUCCAUCAAGGUUUCAUUCAAUUCCAAAGUUGAUGAAGGACUCAGAAUACAACAGCUAUCUGGAGGACAGAAAUCCUUGGUAGCUCUUGCUACUGUUUUUGCUAUACAGAAGUGCGACCCAGCUCCGUUCUACCUUUUUGACGAAAUUGACGCUAAUCUGGAUGCACAAUACCGAACCGCGGUCGCCUCCAUGAUCCAAUCCCUCUCAUCUAAGGCGCAAUUUAUUGUCACCACUUUUCGACCGGAGAUGUUAGUGACCGCCGAUAAAUUUUACGGUGUGCUUUUCAACAACCAGAAGGUUUCCUCCAUUCGUCCUAUCAAACGUGAAGAGGCAAUGGAAUUCGUUGACCAGGAAGCGCAAGCACGAUGAAUUUCCGAUGACGCUGUCUAUCUUUAUAUUGCUUUCUGUAGCUGUAAAUGUACUAAUAGUUGUUGUAGCUCCUAUGUACUACGUACGCCGUCACGCGGUUCACUGCUUGAGUUCUCUUUCUCAUCCAGCUUCUACCCUCUUUCUACCUCAGAUUACAUUUUGCUCGCACUUAUUACACAAAAUGCUUGUGUAACCGUAACCUACGGUCUCAAGCGGCCUCCGACGCUUAAGGUGAGAAUACAAGAAACUACAUUGAAAAUGACUCAUGUUCGUUACCUCCUCGUCUAUACCUCCACCUCGU